Messenger RNA from Sitodiplosis mosellana (orange wheat blossom midge), 1142 nucleotides. RefSeq lists its product as uncharacterized. NCBI's taxonomy places the organism in Eukaryota, Metazoa, Arthropoda, Insecta, Diptera, Cecidomyiidae. The coding region runs from base 235 to 957 and encodes 240 amino acids. The record is from RefSeq and is a predicted model, not a curated record. Gene Ontology annotation, cellular component: extracellular region. Gene Ontology annotation, molecular function: Toll binding; growth factor activity. Gene Ontology annotation, biological process: innate immune response; regulation of Toll signaling pathway; central nervous system formation. The transcript has a single exon.
AUUAAAUCGGCAAAAUGUGUUGCAAUACAAUAUUUUCGUCAUUGGAAAAUUGAAAAUGCCGUCGGCAUAGAGAAUGUGAUAAACACCUGUCUAAUCCCCUUAUCAGUGAAACGAAUGGUUGUUGUUUGUACGUCAAGUGCGUUAUCAUAGAAAAGAAGACCGGUAAACAAGUGCAGCAAAGUCCGAAAUUAGCGAUCGGCAACAACCAGAAAUAAGCACACGCAAAUAUCGUGGAUGCAUUUUGAAAAGAUGAACAUUGUUUUUCAAGUUAUGGUGCUGUUGUUGGGUGUUGGAACAAUUUUCAGCGCAGAUACAUCAAGAACUGUUCUAUUCCCGGAUUUGAGUGAGGAAAAUUCCGAAGAAUUCGAUUACGGGGCCAUUGAUGUGUCACAAACAGCAUCGCAAUCAAAGCUAUCGUCAACCAAAACGAUAAAAUUUCGCAUCGACUCAACGGAUGUUCCAUGCGUAAAUACAACGAUGUAUUUCUGUGAAGAAGUCACAAAUCAAGCGUAUCCCAAACAGUAUGUGGAGUCAAUGCUUGCAAAAACCGAUGCACAAACUUACAAAAAUUAUUUCAAUAAGACACUGCCAAAGGAGACGCUUCGACUGCGCUCGUUGUCAACGAACAAUGAACCGAUUGAAUUGUGCGAUAGUUUUAAGCGUGUCAUCCACCCUCAGUUAGCUAGGAGUGUGCACCGUGAAUGGCAUUUCGUUAUCAAUCAACCGAGCUAUCAGCAGCCGAUUCUCAUGGAAAUUUGCCGAAAGAAAAAAAGCAAAUGCCUAUUCAGCGAAUCGCAAUCGAUGAAUUACGUGUCAUUGUGUGUUCAGAAAUAUACCAAAGUGCCAUUACUUAGCCUACGUGAAGAUGGCCAAAUGGUCUCCUAUGACUAUGAAUUUCCAGGCUACUGCCAAUGCGAAAUUCAACCGAGAAAAUCGAUAAAACGCCAACGUUUCUAGAUUUAGAUUUGACAUUAUGCGCUCACUUUUAUUGAGAUUAUUUGUAACACUUAUGACAACUUUUUACACAAUUCCAUGCUAUAGAUUUGUUUUAAAUGGAAACAUACUGUAUUACUGUAUUGACUAUGUAUCCGACAGGGAAUCUUAAGUAUAUUAAAACCAUUUCGCAACUGACUGACUGAAAA